Marmota monax (woodchuck) is the source of this 2118-nucleotide messenger RNA. RefSeq names its product ubiquitin carboxyl-terminal hydrolase 21-like. Gene Ontology annotation, molecular function: cysteine-type deubiquitinase activity. NCBI's taxonomy places the organism in Eukaryota, Metazoa, Chordata, Mammalia, Rodentia, Sciuridae. Gene Ontology annotation, cellular component: cytoplasm. The record is from RefSeq and is a predicted model, not a curated record. The transcript has 5 exons. Gene Ontology annotation, biological process: protein deubiquitination. The coding region runs from base 1 to 2118 and encodes 705 amino acids.
AUGGCCAGCCAGAAGCUUGCCCAGGGCAGUGGGCACUGUGUUAGCAGGCUCUUUGGUCAUGUCCAAGACCUCUGUAUCCAGUUCAAGCCUCAGAGGCAUAGCCUGGACUUCAGAUGUCUCAGUGGCAGUUUCUCCCAGCACCUGACCUCCAGCAGCCACACCACAGGCAUUCCCACAGGUCCUGAGAGACGCAGGGAGGAUUCAUCCUGCUGCACAGCACUCAGAAUCACACCACUCUCAGCCUUCCAGAUCCUCAAGAAAUCCAUGAUGGAUAGACGCCACAGCACCAUGGCAGCAACUGCUCCAGGCAAUAAUGUCAUGGCUACCCCAAGCCAGGUAGGAAGACCUCAGCAGAGCUGUCCUUCGCAGGACCCUGUGGUCAGGAAGAAGGAUAGAUCAUUGUCUUUUGCUGCCACCAUACCCAGACACAGAGACUUCCCUGCAGUGGACAGCAACCUCCUUCCACAAGGCCUCAACCUGACGUUGCCCACUGUGCUGGUCAAGCUGGUUAAGCAGGAUGCUACCUUCCCUGAGACCCACAAGCACUCCCCACGGGGCAUGGAGAGAGCAGGACCCUCUGUUGAGUCCAGGAGCCUUGGAGCCAGCAUUCACCAGCCAGCAGGAGUGGACGUGGGCCAUCUGAAUCACGCUGCAUCUGAAGAUGACUACCUGCCCAGGAGCACGGAUCCCUUCACACUGCAGGCCAUGCAGAGAACAGGUGGGAAUUCCCAUAAUGUCCGUAAUCCCAGGAACCCAGGGAGCCCUCAGUUUGGCUCUCAUAGCUGCUCACGUGAAGCCCUUCCGUCACACAAAGGUCUUGUAAGACCUGGUGAGAUCCCACCACCCUAUGUUGAGUAUCGCCUCAAGCUGGGCUGGCAAGGUCCCACUGAUGAAUGGCUCAAGCAACUGGAACUUGGGUGGGGACAGACCUUGGGGCCUCAUCCCCUUCAGGCAGAUCAUGGGGUUCCCCUGCCUGGCUCACCAGCCCCAACUGUGAUUCUGCCCAUCCCAUUCUGGACCAACUUAGCCCAUUCCACAUCUGCUCAUCAUACACUACUUCCGGGCUCUGGUCAUGUUGGCCUCCAAAAUCUAGGGAAUACGUGCUUCUUGAAUGCUGUGCUACAGUGCUUGAGCAGCACUCGGCCUCUUCGAGACUUCUGUCUACGAAGAGACUUCCAUCGAGAGGUGCCUGGAAGGGGCCAGGACCAAGAACUUACUGAAGCCUUUGCAGAUGUGAUUGGUGCCCUCUGGCACCCUAACUCCUGUGAAGCUGUGGAUCCUGCUGAAUUCCAAGCUGUCUUCCAGAAAUACAUUCCCUCCUUCUCUGGAAAUAACCAGCAGGAUGCCCAAGAGUUCCUGAAACUCCUCAUGGAGCGACUACACCUUGAACUCAACAGACAAGGUUGCCAGGCUCCACCAAUCUUGGCCCAUGAUCCAGCUCCCUGUCCGUCUCUCAGAGGAGAGACUCUGCUCAAAGAACCUGAGUUAACUGAUGAUGAUCGAGCCAACCUAAUGUGGAAGCAUUACCUGGAACGAGAGGAUAGCAAGAUUGUGGACCUGUUUGCCGGCCAGUUGAAAAGUUGUCGCAUGUGCCAGGCCUGUGGGUAUCACUCCAUGACCUUUGAGGUUUUUUUUGAUCUGUCCCUGCCCAUCCCCAAGGAAGGAUUUUCUGGGGAGAAGGUCUCUCUGUGGGAUUGUUUCAACCUUUUCACCAAGGAAGAAGAGAUAGAGUUGGAGAAUGCCCCAGUGUGUGACCGAUGUUGCCAGAAAACACAGAGUACCAAAAAGUUGACAAUACAAAGAUUCCCCUCAAUCCUCGUUCUCCAUCUGAAUCGAUUCUCCACCUCCCAAGGCACCAUCACGAAGAUUUCAGUGGAUGUAGACUUCCCACUGCAGCAGAUGAGCCUCGAGGACUUUACCAGUGACAGAACUGUGAGCCCUGUUUAUGAGCUUUAUGCCCUGUGCAACCACUCAGGCAGUGUCCACUCUGGCCACUACACAGCCCUGUGCCGAAGCCAGACUGAUUGGCAUGUCUAUGAUGACUCUUGUGUCUCGCCUAUAAGUGAAAAUCAAGUGGCAUCCAGUGAAGGCUAUGUGCUGUUCUACCAACUAAUGUAG